AUGCUGCCUAUCCAGAUUGCAGAACUGGAACAAGACAAGCGUGAUUUAGAACGACAGGUCAACGAGCUAAAAGCAAAAUGUGAGCAGAUCGAAAAACGGGCUGCAGAGCAGCGUCAGGUUGAGGAGAAAAAGCAUCAAGACGAGAUUCAAUUCCUGAAGAGGAAUAACCAACAACUAAAGUGCCAUGUAGAUGCAGUCAUAGCUCAUAGCUUUCGGCUUGUCACUCAUAUCGAGGAGCUGUUGCAAAGGGGCCUCUUCAGUUCUGGUUGGGCUUUUACGAACUCCACCGGUGCUCCCAAGACACUGCACCUGAAUGUGAUCCACGGCCUUUUAAAAAUGCAAAUAGAAAUUGACUACUGCUGA
Messenger RNA from Protopolystoma xenopodis, 363 nucleotides. Lineage: Eukaryota; Metazoa; Platyhelminthes; Monogenea; Polystomatidea; Polystomatidae. The record is from the annotation of a GenBank genome assembly.